Ixodes scapularis (black-legged tick) is the source of this 2727-nucleotide messenger RNA. RefSeq lists its product as uncharacterized. The transcript has 2 exons. Gene Ontology annotation, molecular function: nucleic acid binding; zinc ion binding. NCBI's taxonomy places the organism in Eukaryota, Metazoa, Arthropoda, Arachnida, Ixodida, Ixodidae. Bases 1 to 2727 code for a protein of 908 amino acids. The record is from RefSeq and is a predicted model, not a curated record.
AUGGAUCGGUACACCAAGAAACGUAAGGUACUUCGCACUCAAGUGACACGCCUCAUGAAUGAGUGCAACGAACGACUCAAUCAACAGCUGACGCCAGAAGAUGCGAACGUUUUACACGACCAACUGACGGGACUUAAGGUAGGGCUAAUUGACGUGAACAAAAAGAUCGAACCUUUAGUCCCUGAUCAAGACAGCGAGACUGAGUUUACUCAAGUCUUCGAAUACAACGAUAGAAUCACAGCCUGUCUUUCAAGACUAGCACAUCGAGGUAGGACAGGCUUUCCGAAUCAGCAAAGCCCACCGAUAACCGAUAGAAACGACAACCCCACUGGUGCGACAACGAGAAUUCGAAUGAGGCUACCAAAGCUCGAGCUGAUUAAGUUCAACGGCUCCGUCAGCCAGUGGCAAGAAUUUUGGGAACAAUUCAACCAAGUUGUACAUUAUAACAACGAACUAACAGAGGUUGACAAGUUCAACUAUCUGAAUACAGCAGUGACUGGAGAUGCUGCAGCAGCGAUUGCCGGACUUCCGUCGACCGCACGAUGCUACGAAGACGCGGUCACAUUGUUGAAGAGUCGCUUCGGAAACCAAGACCUGCUCGUCCAGACCCACCUAAAAAGACUGAUCGAUGUCAAGCCAGUGCGUUCUGCCUUUGACAUUCGUGGCCUUCGUUGUCUUUACGACACAGUGAUCUCAAACAUCAGAGGUCUGGAAACGUUGGGAAGACAGCAGGAAACCUUCAGUUCUAUGUUAUUUCCCAUCGUUCAACGUGCCCUCCCAAAAGAACUACUCCUAGACUUCAACAGGAAAUUAGUGAUGGAGCAGCCGGAGGACUUAAUAGUUCCACGAAACACGCUAACGGCGACGACAACGCAACCAAGAGAGUCUUCGCAUCCCAGCGAUGAAGAAAGAACAUCUCCACAACGGAGGACGGAAGAUUCGUUUUCCAAGUUAGUUCACUUUUUAAGACUUGAAGUACUAAGUCGAGAAAACCUCGCUGCCUUGCAAGCUAUGGAUACUUAUGGCGAGCCGCGGAAAAAAGAAGCAGAUCACAAGAAAAAUGAAGACAACGAGAAAGCACGGAAGAGUCAAACUUCGGCGGCUCUACUGAAUCCGUCCUCAAGGGGCGAUCGAUGUUUUAUUUGUAAGUCGACUCGACAUACCGCUGACAACUGCGACGCCGGUACAUCUUUACGAGAGAAAAAAGACCUGCUCCGAAAAGAGAGGCGAUGCUUCAGAUGUACCAAGAAGAACCAUCAAGCAAAGGAGUGUCGGAGCAACAUAAGAUGCCAGAAGUGCGGAGGAAGACACGCAACAUCAAUGUGUGAUCCAAAUUACUCUCCAGGAAAACGGACAAAUAAUGAUACCGUCACAACAAGUGUCCCCGUCAACUUGGAAGCGACGACGAACAACCAGGAAAAACCGAUAGUCUUCAUGCAAACCGCCACAAUUUGGUGUACUGGCGACAAAAAAAAGUUUCAACUCCGAGCACUUUUUGACGGGGGAAGUCAACGCACUUUCGUUACAGAAAAAGCAUCCAGAAAACUUGGUUGUAAGCUAUUAGGUCAUGAGCGUUUGACAGUCGGUGUCUUCGGUGGCAGCGUCACAGAGAAGGAAUUCCAGCGUGUAUUGGUGUUUUUGACAACACAGACCGGAAAGAUACAUCAACUCGAGGUGUUGGAGACCGAACUGAUAUGCAACCAACGAAUUCCAGUUCCGUCUAAACACCUUAACGACAAACUCAAAGAGCUAAACUGCUCCAUCGGGGACCUCUCCAACGAUGAGGGACCGACAACCAUCGAUCUUCUGGUUGGAUCUGAACAAUUCUGGGAGCUGACCACUGGACGGUCACGUAAGCUGGAAGGAGGGCUCAGGGCAGUUGAAUCUGUCUUUGGAUGGAGCGUUCAAGGACCAGUCGAGGGAGCCACAGAAGAGCUUCCUUGUUAUCAGAUCACAGCUCUCAAUGCUGAAGUGACCGAGUCUAGGACAGACAUUCUGAAGAAAUUCUGGACACUGGAGACCAUCGGUGUCAAUGAUUUCGAAAAGAACGAUAUGGGGAACGAUCCCGUGAUGAACAAUUUUGAACAAACUGUGACACAAGUAAAUGGACGGUACAAAGUUGCCCUUCCCUGGAAGAACAUGGUGGACCUUGGGGACAACAAGGGGGUCGCUAUAAAACGCCUGCACCAGCAAAUCGGGGUACUGAAGGUACUGGGACUCACCUGGGAUCCAGACUCCGAUAGGUUGACGUUUACGACGAGCUUCAGAUUAGAACAACAAGAGAAAGAAACUAAACGAAGCGUCGUGAGAACGACUGCAAGGCUCUACGACCCCCUGGGAUGGAUAUCCCCCUUCACUGUCAGAGCGAAAUCGCUGUUUCAGCAACUGUGGAAAAGGAAGGUCAAUUGGCAUGAUAGCAUUCCCGAUGAUAUGAAAGAAGAAUGGUUCCAGUGGUGUGCCGAACUAGACGAACUUAACAAGAUUCAAGUGCCACGUUUUUACGGGUUUCUAUCGAAGGGCCGUUCAGAGAACGUUGCGUUGCAUAUCUUUGCUGAUGCAAGCACCGUAGCCUACGGUGCGGUUGCGUACGUCUGCAGUGCCGACGUUGAAGGUAACAGCGUAUCGACUAUUGUGAUGAGUAAAUCAAGAAUAGCACCGGUGAAACCACUAACUUUGGCAAGACUGGAACUGAUGGCUUGCCUUCUCGCUGCCAGAUUAUACAAAUGA